AUGGAUGAUAAAGAAGACAUAAGCAGUCUAGUCUCUGAUCUUUCAGACCUUGAAAUUGCACUUCUACUAUCCAUUGCUAUCCAUGAACAUUGUCUCAUUGAGACAACAGACGCCUGCAUCCAUGACGUUGCGAAAGAAUUGGCCCUGAUAUGCUUGAACAUAUUCGGCCGCACGUUUAAAAUCCUCGAAUGCUCAUCGGCUACCUCCUUCGAGGAUUUUUACUCCGAAGUUCUCGUGUCGGAUGUAUUCAAGGCGAAUGCGCCCUAUUCACGCCCACGUAAGGGUGCUGAAUCUCUGUCGACCCCUCACAAUACUACGGAAUCAAGAGAUCGUACCAGGUCGCCUGGUUUCCGCAGUGUCUUUGGGAACAAGAAAGCCGUCGACGUCGUUAUUGCCAAGAAUUUCAAUUAUGUUGACGAGGGUGUACAACUUCAUGCUUUGGAGGUAGGAUUGCCUGAUCAUUACGACGAUACUUUGCUGAAUCAUCGACAGUUGAUGCGCUCCAAACGGUUGAACACACAUCAUGGCCCAAUAGAAGCUCCGCCUGACUUCCUCUUCAUCCCUCUUGUAGUGCGAAACUCGGACCAGCUUAAACCUCGCUUGAAUCAUCACCUGAAUGACCACCUCAUCCUCUCUCACUUUCAUGACCCUACAGACGGCUAUGUUCAUCUAGAAGAAAAUACCGACUGGCUCUCAGAUGGACAGUUGUCAGCCUCGUCUGUGGUCCGUAAAUUGGAUGCUCCGCUAAAGAAGCAGAAUCUAGCAGUCGACCAAAAGCUAAGCACAUCGGUCUCAGUGGGUGCAGACAUAAUACGGUACCAGCAAGAUAUUGUUGUGUUUUUGCGACUAAGCCGCGCUGUUGCUGGUGGCAUCACUGCGCGAUCAAACAUGCAGUUUACGAAACUCUCAAAACUACUCGCAACAUUACACGGGAUUGACUAUUUGACACCCUCGAUUGUGGCUUUGGCGGCAAGGAAAGCCUUCCGCCAUCGGAUUGUCCUAGCAAAACCUGAAGAUGAUAGAAGUUUGCAAUAUGGGAGUGACAUACAGGCCGUGACUAAAGUCCUUGCUCAUGCCACUCCGGAUUCCGUACUGGACGGUGUUCUUGCACUGGAGGCUCCAUUAUGA
Molecule: messenger RNA, 1128 nt
Organism: Aspergillus thermomutatus
Lineage: Eukaryota; Fungi; Ascomycota; Eurotiomycetes; Eurotiales; Aspergillaceae
Exons: 6
Coding region: 1-1128 (375 amino acids)
Source: RefSeq, a predicted model, not a curated record